AUGGAUGCAGACUCCCCUCCGAUGGAGCGGAGUGGAAAUGACGUUAAUGAUAUCCCAGCUGAGACAGAAACGACAACAAUCCCACGGAGCUCCGCGCACGAUGAUGGGGUAGACUACAGUGGCAUUGCGAACUCGGACGACGAUGUCCAAACUAAAUGGCUUGACGUGCCCUGGAAGACAUAUGAGACCAACGACUUUCCAACGGCUACCUCAUCCAAUACAGAUGCAGAUGUGGAUACAAGCACCUAUACGUACGAUGAUCCAGAAGACUUCGGUGACUUUGCACGCAAUUCGCGGGAACGAUGUCGUAUCAACGCUGAGCCCGAGGACAACUACGAUCCGAAGGACAAUCCACAUGUCUUUUAUCCCAUCUGUGUUGGGGAAGUUCUGAAUGAGAGAUACCGUGUCGAAAAUAAACUUGGACAUGGGGGAUCCUCCACUGUUUGGAUGGCCUACGACCUCCAGGAUGAGACAGAUGUCGCCCUCAAAAUCAUGUGUUCAGGUGAAUCAGGAGAAAGCGAAAUCAGCAUCCACGGUGAAAUCACUCGAAAUGUCCAGGAUCCGUCCCACCUAGUGACAUGCCUGGCAACCUUCCUACUACCCGGAAAUGAAUGUGAUCACAGAGUUCUCGUGUUACCCUUGAGAGGCCCAUCUAUGGACUUUUAUUAUCGAGAUCGCAUCCCUUUCGCCUCUCGAAUAUCAGCUGCCAAGCAACUACUGAUGGCCGUGGAAAGCCUGCACAAGGCUGGAAUUGUUCACAGAGGCGAAUUUGACGGACAGGAACUGGACCUCUGGAAGGAAGGAGAGCUUGUUAAUGAGCUUGAAGUCCCGAGUAAUCUACGCACAGAAGAUUUCUAUCUCGCGGACUUUGGUCUAGCAAUGAAAAUUGGUGAUGAGCCUCAGAAGGGUUUUCCGCCUGAUCUGCAUUGCUCCCCAGAGCGGCUCCAUAACCAGGAUCCAAGCUUCGCUUGCGACAUGUGGAGUUACAUGAUUCUCUUUGCAGAGCUUUACACCGGUUUUCACCCUUUCCCUCACCUUGGACGUGGCGCCUUAUUUGGUCUGGUCAAUUCUUUAGGCCCACUUCCCAGCCAUUGGAAGGGCCUCUGCAUCGACGCCGAGGACUCCUGGUACGAUCAAGAUCGACUUCCUGAUCCAGAGUUUUCGCUCGCAUCAACAAUUGAAACGGAUCUACCCGAUGCUGAUCCAAUCGAGCGGGAACAUGCACGCUCUCUCAUGACUCGAAUGUUUACUUUUUGCCCCGAGGAACGUCUGACCGCAACGCAGCUCCUGCAGGACCCUUCGUUCAAAGCUAUCAUGGAGAUCCAUCACUGUUGA
Penicillium canescens is the source of this 1335-nucleotide messenger RNA. RefSeq lists its product as uncharacterized. The transcript has 3 exons. Gene Ontology annotation, molecular function: ATP binding; protein kinase activity. Lineage: Eukaryota; Fungi; Ascomycota; Eurotiomycetes; Eurotiales; Aspergillaceae. Gene Ontology annotation, biological process: protein phosphorylation. The record is from RefSeq and is a predicted model, not a curated record. Bases 1 to 1335 code for a protein of 444 amino acids.